Molecule: messenger RNA, 3611 nt
Organism: Columba livia (rock pigeon)
Lineage: Eukaryota; Metazoa; Chordata; Aves; Columbiformes; Columbidae
Gene: SMAD2
Product: SMAD family member 2
Exons: 12
Coding region: 364-1767 (467 amino acids)
Biological process (GO): anatomical structure morphogenesis; positive regulation of transcription by RNA polymerase II; SMAD protein signal transduction
Cellular component (GO): heteromeric SMAD protein complex
Molecular function (GO): I-SMAD binding; RNA polymerase II cis-regulatory region sequence-specific DNA binding; DNA-binding transcription factor activity, RNA polymerase II-specific
Source: RefSeq, a predicted model, not a curated record
CUCUGCGCUUCUUGCGGAGCUCAGGUGUGCUGGGGUGGUGGAGAAAGUUUAGGAGCGAGUUGUAAAGAAGCGUCGAGGGUCGCGAAGCGUCGCUUGAACCCUUUUGUCUGGUGCUGUCCUGGUGCAGAGCCACGGGUGUGAAAUACGCGCUGCCUACACGAGAAAUGGCCACGCGAGUGGAGAGCAGUGGUUUUCUUCAUGGCUCUGGUUGUGAUGCUGUAGCUGUCCCUAUGCAUUAUAAGAUGUCAACAAACGCGAUCUGAGAGUUGCUAAAAUACGUUGGUCCUAUUAGCAGUUUAAUCAAAGGGAUCGGACAGGAAUCUCUAAUUUAUUGCUUGCUGAGUGUUCUGUCUGCUGAAAGUCAUGUCAUCCAUAUUGCCAUUCACUCCACCGGUGGUGAAGAGACUCCUGGGGUGGAAAAAAUCUGCUGGUGGCUCUGGAGGGGCUGGUGGUGGUGAGCAGAACGGUCAGGAGGAAAAGUGGUGUGAAAAAGCAGUGAAAAGCUUGGUCAAGAAGCUGAAGAAAACAGGACAGCUGGAUGAGCUCGAGAAGGCAAUUACCACUCAGAAUUGCAAUACAAAAUGUGUGACGAUACCAAGCACUUGCUCUGAAAUUUGGGGACUGAGUACACCAAACACGAUAGAUCAGUGGGAUACAACAGGCCUUUACAGCUUCUCUGAACAAACCAGAUCUCUCGAUGGCCGCCUACAGGUAUCUCACCGUAAAGGGUUACCGCAUGUUAUUUACUGUCGUUUGUGGCGCUGGCCGGAUCUUCACAGUCACCAUGAACUUAAAGCAAUUGAAAACUGUGAAUAUGCUUUUAAUCUUAAGAAGGAUGAAGUCUGUGUAAACCCUUACCAUUACCAGAGGGUGGAGACGCCAGUCUUGCCCCCUGUACUAGUGCCGCGGCACACUGAGAUCCUAACGGAGCUUCCGCCUCUUGAUGACUAUACCCAUUCCAUUCCUGAAAACACUAAUUUUCCAGCUGGGAUUGAGCCACAGAGCAAUUACAUACCAGAAACACCACCUCCAGGAUAUAUCAGUGAAGAUGGAGAAACAAGUGACCAGCAGUUGAACCAAAGCAUGGAUACAGGAUCUCCUGCAGAGCUGUCUCCUAGUACUCUCUCCCCAGUUAAUCAUAGCCUGGACUUGCAACCAGUUACUUACUCAGAGCCUGCGUUUUGGUGUUCGAUAGCAUAUUAUGAAUUGAAUCAAAGAGUGGGAGAAACCUUCCAUGCAUCACAGCCUUCCCUGACCGUAGAUGGCUUUACAGAUCCAUCAAAUUCCGAACGGUUUUGCCUAGGUCUGCUCUCCAACGUUAACAGAAACGCUACAGUGGAAAUGACAAGGCGACACAUAGGAAGGGGAGUGCGUCUCUAUUAUAUCGGUGGAGAAGUUUUUGCCGAGUGCCUAAGUGAUAGUGCGAUUUUUGUUCAGAGCCCCAACUGUAAUCAAAGAUAUGGCUGGCAUCCUGCAACUGUGUGCAAAAUUCCACCAGGAUGCAAUCUAAAAAUCUUUAAUAACCAAGAAUUUGCUGCUCUUCUGGCUCAAUCUGUGAAUCAGGGUUUUGAAGCAGUUUAUCAGCUUACUAGAAUGUGUACCAUAAGAAUGAGUUUUGUUAAAGGAUGGGGAGCUGAAUACAGACGGCAAACGGUAACAAGCACUCCUUGCUGGAUCGAACUUCAUCUGAACGGACCUCUACAAUGGCUGGACAAAGUAUUGACUCAGAUGGGCUCCCCUUCAGUACGCUGCUCCAGCAUGUCGUAAAACUCCUUCCUCCCUUACCAGUGGGCUAAAUAUUGAGUCCAAUCAACAGACUUAAUAUAACAGCUCAUCUGUCGUUAGUAUUUGUGUGUGGUCCCCAUGAACUGUUUACUAUCCAAAAAGGUUUUUAAAAAAAAAAAAAAAGAAAAACAAAAAAAAAGAAAAACAGCACUUGAGGUCUCAUCUAUUAAAGCACCUUGUGGAUUCUGUUUCCUAUACUCUGAUACUAGAUGAAAAUUUAGUGUAUAGAAAUGCCUUCUUCAGAAAGAAGAAGGGACAGUUCUAAAGACUCUUAAUGGUGUUUUUAUGGGGUAUAUAAUUGAGUGUCCUAAUGGUUUAUCAAUAACAUGAAUAGCUAAGUAUAUGUACAGGUAAUGUAUCAUGAUCUCAAAUAUCACAGUAUUGUGCUGUUCUACAUUUUAGUUCCCAUAAAUAGUUGUUUGGUUUUUUGAUUGGGGCAAAUCUCUCAUAAAAUUCCAAGACUCUACUCCUUUAUUCUUUUUUAUUUUUUUAUAUAAGCAGAUUUUUGAGUUGUCCUAAACAUAAAAAGCAGACUUUCCUUGUAGAAAAGCUUAACUUUUUGCUGCCUUCUUAAAGAAAAAGAAAAUCCCUCCAUUGGAAGGGAAAGAAAUGUCUUGAGAUUCAUCUGUGAAAUCUUAAGAUGCUUUAUAUGCUUAAUGGGGCCUAAAAUGAAUUCAUAUUAUAAAUUCUGAGUAUCCAUCACACUAGGAGUCUAUUUUCCCUACCCAUCUGAGCUGAUGCAUCUGUUGCCAGCAAUAUUGCUGGCACUGAUGUAAUUUGUGACUUCUUUUGUACCUCGAAUCAUUGAAAUCAGUGUGUUUUCUCAUGGAAUGAGAAUUUACUGUAGCAUUUUGGAUACUGGAUUAAGUAGACAAGGUUACUGGCUUACCCCUUACAUCUGUGUUUUUUUCAUUAAACAGAUGUCACUAAAAAGAAUGGAUUUUUUUAGUUUUUUGGAGCCAGAUACCUUGAAAAAAAUCCUUUCCCAGGGUAAACUAGACUCUUUCGUAUAGGUUUUAAGUAGAUGCAGCUUCUUAACAUAUUUCAGUAACAGAAUUUAAAUUUCUGAUCGGAGUGGCUUUGUCUAGCUUACUUACAUACCAGAUCAUACGCAUUCAUUACGUCAUAAUGGGCCUUGUUAUUAAAAGUAGUUGCUUCUGCAAAACCCCUAGGAUAGUGGUUGCUGAGGUAUGACCAGCGAAGAAGGACUUCUAGGUUCUUCAUGACAGUGCAUGUUAUUGUGAACCCUUGGACACUACAGCUGCACCAUAUUAAAAAUAUUCUGAAAUAUAUUCUACAGAUAAGUCUGGGUUGGGAAAGGGUUGGGAAACUGUAUAGAAGGGUUAUUCUGACUUGAAAAAAAAUAUCUUACUAACAAUCUUGUGAUCUAGCUGUCUGUCAUUCUUUUGUUAUUGUGGCAGUAGCGGGAUUGCCUUUGUCUGUUUUUUGUUUUGUUUUUUUUUUUUCCCCCAUUGUUUAAUCCAUUACACUAGUUCUGUACUUUGUAAGUACAACUAGUGAGAACUUUAGCUUUGAGAACAAAAAUGUGGCCAGUGUUACAGCUUUUAAUCAGUCGACUGAAUCGAUGAUAGCGAUGGAUAUUUUUAUGCCAUAAUGACUAGGGCAUAGAAGCAAUACCAAAAAUCAAGCCUUGAAAAAAUGGGCCAGACACCUUUAAAAAAAUUUGGCAAAGCAGUUACCAGUUUGUGUUAGUUUUACCAGUAGACUAAUGUAUUGGUAGAACUUGUGAACCUAAGAAAUAUGCUUCAUGCGUGUUGCAUUUGCCUAAUAUGUGAAUACACUAAUAAAAGUUUUAAUUCUCAUGA